Molecule: messenger RNA, 1000 nt
Organism: Gekko japonicus
Lineage: Eukaryota; Metazoa; Chordata; Lepidosauria; Squamata; Gekkonidae
Gene: BPHL
Product: biphenyl hydrolase-like (serine hydrolase)
Exons: 7
Coding region: 1-873 (290 amino acids)
Source: RefSeq, a predicted model, not a curated record
AUGGCUCGGCUCGGAGGCGUGCGGUGGCGGCGCCUCCUCUUGCACCUUUCCCAGUCCGUCCAGUGCGCUGCGCCAAGGCCCGGCAGAGUUGCUGCUCUGUACAGCACUGCAGUGACCUCAGGUAAAAUCGAAGUGAAUGGUGUCCACCUGCACUAUCAGCAGACAGGAGAUGGGAAUCAUGCCGUUCUGCUACUUCCUGGAAUGUUAGGAAGUGGCCAGACUGAUUUUGGGCCACAGUUGAAGUCUAUGAACAAACACCUCUUCACAGUCGUAGCCUGGGACCCUCGGGGAUAUGGAAAAUCUAUCCCCCCAGUUCGAGAUUUUCCUCCUGAUUUUUUUGAAAGAGAUGCAAAGGAUGCUGUUGACUUGAUGCAGGCACUGAAGUUUCAGAAGUUCUCCCUAUUAGGAUGGAGUGAUGGUGGAAUAACAGCACUCAUCGCUGCAGCAAAGUAUCCACAUCUUAUCCACAAGAUGGUGGUUUGGGGAGCCAAUGCCAGUGUUACGGCAGAGGAUGUGAAACUUUACAGCGCUAUCCGGGAUGUUUCCAAAUGGAGUGAAAAAGCCAGAAAACCAAUGGAAGAAAUGUAUGGAUAUGAAUACUUUUCGAGAACCUGUGAAGCCUGGGUGGAUGGAAUCUCUCAACUUAUGCACAACCCAAAUGGUAGUAUCUGUCAAACUUUACUGCCUUAUAUUAAGUGCCCAACAUUAAUAAUCCAUGGAGAGAAAGACCCUCUGGUGCCACGCUUUCACCCUGAGUACCUACACAAGCAUAUCAAAGAGUCACAGUUGCAUUUUAUGCCUGAAGGAAAACAUAAUCUACACCUACGUUUUGCUGAGGAAUUUAACAGACUGGUAGAAAGAUUUCUUCUGUAGGAUGCUUGCUUACUGUUUAGGCAUAAGCCUACCUUUAUUCCUAGUAAGAGUGCCCAUAUGACUCAUACCUAGGGGUUGCCAGUUGCGUGUUGGGAAAUACCUGGAGUUUUUGGGGGGUGGAGCCUCG